Messenger RNA from Glarea lozoyensis ATCC 20868, 930 nucleotides. RefSeq lists its product as uncharacterized. The transcript has a single exon. Gene Ontology annotation, biological process: transcription initiation at RNA polymerase II promoter. NCBI's taxonomy places the organism in Eukaryota, Fungi, Ascomycota, Leotiomycetes, Helotiales, Helotiaceae. The coding region runs from base 1 to 930 and encodes 309 amino acids. Gene Ontology annotation, cellular component: transcription factor TFIIE complex. The record is from RefSeq and is a predicted model, not a curated record.
AUGUCUUCCUAUCUCGAGAAACAGCAAAGGGCCUUCAAGGGCAAUGUUGCAUCUGCUGCCUCGAAGGUUAAUAACACGAAGCGUCCCAAUGGCCUUACAUCUAAGCCAGAGGCUGCACCUUCUCCAGCUCCAUCCAAUGCCUCGAACGCUUCAAAGACUGAAAAGGAGAACAACAAGCGCAAACGGGAUGCUGCUCUGGCAGCUUCCAAUGCUAGUACGGUUUACUCCCAGCCUGCUCAGACUGGCUACGGCACAACAGCUUUCACUCAAGUCACCUAUGUAAUCGACUUUUUGAAAGCCAAAGAUGAGCCCAAGACAUUUGAGCAGAUUUUAGCAUAUCUGAACCAGAUGAAAGCGACGGAGGAUAGCAAAAGACUGAUUGCACAAAUUCUAAGGCGUCAUGAACGAGUAACGUGGAGCCCAGACCCGGCACUCAAAGCUCAGUCUUGGGACUCUGGUACAUUCGUGCACCGGCCACUUAUCAACGUGCGAAGCAAGAAUCAGCUUAUAAGCUACAUACAGGCCAAGACUGACGCCCGGGGCAUUCCAGUGAAGGAACUCAAAGAUGGCUGGCCGGAUUGUGAAGACGCGAUUAACGAACUCGAAGCGGAACACAAGAUCCUGGUGACUAGGACGAAGAAGGAUAAUCAUGCUCGGAUGGUUUGGGGCAAUGAUCCGAGCUUGGUCCACAAAGUUGAUACGGAGUUCCAAGUGAUGUGGAACAAAAUCGAGCUGCCAAGUGUCGACGAUAUCGUACGGAAACUGAUGGACGCGGGCCAAAAGCCAGCGAGUGAAGAUCCAAGCAAACGUAUCAAGGCCGCAGCUAAACCAAAAGAGAAGAAGAAGAAGGCCCCCCGCAAAGGUGGCAAGGUAACCAACUCACACAUGGCGCACCUCCUUGUGGACUACAACGGCAAGUUCAGCAGAUGA